AUCGCAUUUCAUUACGCGUGCGCGGAGUGUUCUUUCUUUUGCUGAAGUCGACGAGAAGGUCGCAAAGAUGCCUGUGAGUCGCCUCAGAAAAUUACGUUUUAUUCUGUUGUUUGACGAUUUUUUACUGUAACUUUGAUAUAGAUGAACGUGUUGUGUUGUCGUUUAGUAUAAUGUGUGAAAUUUAGACGAAUUUCGGUUGUGUAUUUGUUUUUAUUCAAUUUUUGCCCCAACACGUUUGAACACAGAUUCUCGGUCACAUGGUGAUUAAAUUUGUGAUGAACUGGAUAUACAUCGAAUAACAGUUGUCUACGUUUUACAGAUUUUUUAUAUAUUAUUUAAUGUUUUUUCAUUGAAGUUCUUCAGCUUAAAUUAAUUAGUUUCAGUUUUUGCUAAUCGGUGCCAUUUUGCUGACGGUCAAUUUUGCACAAAAUGAUCAAAUCUAUAGCAAAAAUAGCUCGAUUUAAUAAUACAUGCUAAGAUUUGUCAGACCAAUUUCAGGUUUAAUUCAAUGUUACAAUAUGAAUGUGUCUGAUAAUAUUACGAUCCAAGCAGUUAUUUAUAUUGGGUCAUUCCAGAAAACAUCCAUACCACCCCCACGGAGGAAAUUGGAUGUCCUAAUACAUUUACUAUUAUCAGAAACAAUUUUGUCCCCCCUCCGGACGGCAGAAAUUUCCUCUGUGGGGGGAGUGUGGAUCUUUUCUGGAACGAUCCAUUUUAACAAGUUUUAAGGUCGAUUUACCUCGUUGGUAGGAUGCAACUACCUGAAAAAUACCAAGUGAAAUUUGACGUUUCGAGCGAAGGCCCUUCGUGGGGAGGUGGCUUAUAACUUCCAGACGGGCCUUUGCUUGAAACAUUGAAUUUCGCCUUGUAUUUUUCAGGUAGGUGCAUCCCUACCAACGAAAGCUUGUUAUUAUUGGCACUACCUGCACUGGUACAGACUGUUCAUGAUUUACAGCACACAACUUCGCAUGCAACCUGCUUACAACUGGAGUUGUACUUUGUAAAUCAAGUGCACAACUCGCUUGUAACAUUGCUGUAAGCAGGUUGCACGCGUCAGUCUUGGGCAAAAGUUAUGUGGUGUAAAUUGGCCUUUGCAAUGCUCAACAAAACCUGAAAUUAGCCUGACAAAUAUUUGUAGUAGGGAAUUGAAGACAGGGUUCGAAUUAGUGGCUUGCUAUUUGCAAACGCAAAAUCAUCCAUUGUAAAUGAAGAAUAUGGCUACAAUUUUGCUACGAAACGGCCGCCAUUUUGUUUUUCGCAAGCAGUGUUAACACUUUUCAAAACUGAAAUUUCCUUCAAAUUUUCAGGAAUGAAAUUUGCAAAAUCGACUCUUCCUGUCUAAUUCGAACCCUGCUUUAUAUGUGCUCAUCGCCUACUAUUUUGCAAACUAAACCUUGGAAAGGAUAAAGAAUGAGUGCAUUAAUGUCUGGUUCGAUUGGUGUCAUUAGAAUUCAGAGGAUAAAUUGGCUACUCGCACUCUGCAAUUUAUGAAGCAUUUCGUAGAUUUUCUAAAGUAAAAUUUGUAUGCAAAGCAAAUGCAAAGCAGGCCUCGAAUUUCCCUGAAAUCAAUCGACAGCAAUGGCGUUAUAAAUUGCCGUAAUUUUCAAAUUACUGUAAUAAGAAUUUAAUUUUAUUGUUACUUUGGAUUUUUGACAAGCUAAGAACAUGCCUACGUAUUUCUUUAGUGUUUUUUUUUCGAAGAAAACUGAGACUAAAAUAGUGAUUUACGCAUGAUUUGAUCAACAUCUGAAUUCAAGUAUCAAAGUAGUAAUGUACAGUGAAUAGUAUAAAAUUGCACUAUACGGCAAAAAGUUGCUGUCGUUUCCGCAAUGAUCCACAGCAUUUUGUUUUCCCUCUACGGCAAUUGCUGCGAUAAAAUUCGAGCCCUGAUGCAAAGCAAUUUGUAACAGUUACUGUAACAUGCUCUUUCUGUCGUACAUUUGCUGCACACAUGUUUAUUUUGUUCUGCAAACUCGUCAUUCUAUCAUUACAAAAGAACAGUAACUGGGAAUAGCAUUUGACUUGUCUUUCGAUAAUUCUGUCAUUAUUGUUUCUACUUAACAUUGAACAACAUUGAAAAUUUCCGGCCCAUCUACACGAUAUGACUAGUCGUAUACGAUUCUUAUCCUGGCAUAUGUAUUCGAAUAAAUGUGUGUAAAGAUGUCACAUUUUAAACUUUGCCAUAAACUGAUGAACAGAAAUAGUGGCUUCAGCAAUCGUUUUCAUGCGCCAGGAUAAGAAUUGUAUAUGACUAGUCGUAUCGUGUAGAUGGACCUUUAAGUCAACCAAUCCUUAAUCAAGAAUUAAUGUAAACUUAAACCUUUUUCAGAUAUUAGAACCAUUGGGAAAUUAUUGGUUAUUCAAUACCUAAUGUCUUACAGAUUUUGUUAGUAAUUUGAAAUGCACCUGUUUAAAUAUUAAACAAACAAACAAACAAUCUUAAUACACUCAUAAUAAUUUUAUAGUUAUACAAAGAUUUGCUUCACCCAACUGCGGAGGAAGAGAAAAGGAAACACAAAUUAAAAAGGCUUGUACAGUCGCCUAACUCGUACUUCAUGGAUGUGAAGUGCCCAGGUACCUAAUCAAAAUUUUCUUUUUGGUGAAGGGCUAUUUAUAUGAAAACUAAGCUGGCAUGGCUUCCACACAAAUCCAGUAAGACUAACUCUGGGAAGUAGUUCUCACGUUUUGUGAAGUAAAAUUCAUAUGAAAACUGGUUUUGUAAUAUGGUUGAAAUUUUUUCUAAAUAUUCACAGAAUUUGCAAAUGGCUGCCAUUUUGUCAAUGUUUCUACUUCAAAAGAUUUUGUGACAUUUCCUUAAAAUUAUGAAAAAAAUUGUGAAUCGAUUUUUUGUCUAAUUCACACCCUGACUAACCAUUGUCAUGUUGAAAGUAGCCUCAAUGUUUUUUAGAGUGGAGCAAAGGAGUGCAGUACAAUGCAGUACUUGUUUUUGCAGUUUAUCUGUUCACCAAAAUUUCUUCAAGAAAAAUUGAUGUUCAGUAUUUUGAAAUGUUUUAGGUUGCUAUAAGAUAACCACAGUAUUUAGUCAUGCCCAGACAGUUGUCCUGUGUGUCAGUUGCUCGACUGUUUUGUGUCAACCUACUGGAGGCAGAGCAAGAUUGACAGAAGGUGGGUAUUUAGCUUUCCAUUGGCUGCAAGGAUGGGAUUUUAUUCCAGGGCGAUUGUAUUAGUUUUGACCUUCAGACCUUAUCAACUUAUCCCCCAAAAGACAGAUAAUUUGUCAAGAAGAGCUACCAUUUGUGUUCAACCUCGAGGCUUGACGAUUUUAUCACAUACGUUUAUGUUUCAAACGUUACACAUUUGAACGCCAAACGUGUCAGGCUUAGUAAUGUAAUGCACGUUGUGUGCAUAAAAAUUACUGGACAAUUUUGUUCAUGUGCAUGCCAGAAAUUUUCCAUAUUUUUAAUGUUACUCUCGUAAUAUUGCAAGUUAAAAUGAAAGAUAUACGUAAAGAUAAAAAACAUAUUCAUACUUCGCUACAAAAGUGGGGAAAUCUAAGUUUUUUAAAAAUGUUGUAACUUUACUGGUUAAAGGUGCACAUCUUGUCAGCAAAUGUUCACAUUUGAAACGUAUACAAACGCGGUAAAAUGAAUAAAUCUUCAUGGUUGAAUGCAAGUGGAAUAUCUGAAAGUCCCCCCCCCUCGCUAGAGAAAUCUGCACCCCAAAAAUGUAAAUGCUCAUUGGAUUGAAUGACAGUAGUAUGAUUGAAAUAAGGAUUUUGAACUAAAUAAGAUAAGUAGCGAUUGUACUUCUCGCACCCCUGCUGCAGCUCCUCAGUGAUACUAUUUUCCCCUCGCUCACCUCCCCCCUGGAAUUUUCGGCAUCAGGGAGCAAAAUCUUAAAAUCCAUCUAUGAUUAAUUGUGCCAUAAAUAACAAAAUUUUUAGAAAUCACUCUCAAAAUUACAUUACAAAAAUUACAAAUCCUGGAAAGUCCUUGAAUUGGAAAAAAAUUCCAGGACUGAAAAAGUCCUUGAAAAUCAGUAGACGUCCUUGAAAGUCCUGGAAUUAAUUUCCUUAACCUCUAGCUGUGCCAACAUUAGUGAUUUUGAUUAAAAUUACUGAAUAAAGCAAAUUAUUUUCAAAGAUUUUUCCCAGUUCUAGGUCCUUGAAUUUACUGAAAAAGGGCCUUGAAAGUCCUGGAAAAGUCCUUGAAAAUCACCUUCACCAGAUGGUGGACACCCUGUUGUCAUUAAUGUCAAAACAUUCCAGGUUGCAUGCAUUAGCUAUUUUUUUAAUUUUGUUUUUCUAUUUCUUUCAGGCUGUUCAUUCAGGAGGAAACAACAGUAAAUAGUCAUUUAAUAGAAUGUGUGAUGUUUAUAUUGUAAUAAAACAUUAAUCACCAUCA
This is a messenger RNA of Paramuricea clavata, 4364 nucleotides long. The record is from the annotation of a GenBank genome assembly. Lineage: Eukaryota; Metazoa; Cnidaria; Anthozoa; Malacalcyonacea; Plexauridae.